Messenger RNA from Diceros bicornis minor, 1942 nucleotides. RefSeq names its product cholinergic receptor nicotinic alpha 3 subunit (gene CHRNA3). Gene Ontology annotation, molecular function: transmembrane signaling receptor activity; acetylcholine-gated monoatomic cation-selective channel activity. Lineage: Eukaryota; Metazoa; Chordata; Mammalia; Perissodactyla; Rhinocerotidae. The transcript has 6 exons. The record is from RefSeq and is a predicted model, not a curated record. Gene Ontology annotation, biological process: nervous system process; chemical synaptic transmission; regulation of membrane potential. The coding region runs from base 79 to 1599 and encodes 506 amino acids. Gene Ontology annotation, cellular component: synapse; postsynaptic membrane; neuron projection.
GCUACGGCCGCGGCCGCUCCCGACCGUUCGGGUCCGCUCCGCCUGCCGAGCCCCCCACACCGCCCGCCCCGACCGGCCAUGGGCGCCCACCCGCACGGAGCCCGCGCCCCCCGGCUCUCGCCGCUCCGGGCGCCGCCACUACUGCUUUUGCUGCUGCUGCCAGUGGCCAGUGCCUCCGAGGCCGAGCACCGUCUGUUUGAGCGGCUGUUCGAAGAUUACAACGAGAUCAUCCGGCCUGUGGCCAACGUGUCGGACCCAGUCAUCAUCCAGUUUGAGGUGUCCAUGUCUCAGCUAGUGAAGGUGGAUGAAGUAAACCAGAUCAUGGAGACCAACCUGUGGCUCAAGCAAAUCUGGAAUGACUACAAGUUGAAGUGGAACCCCUCCGACUACGACGGGGCAGAGUUCAUGCGUGUCCCUGCGCAAAAGAUCUGGAAGCCAGACAUCGUGCUGUAUAACAAUGCUGUUGGGGAUUUCCAGGUGGACGACAAGACCAAAGCUUUACUCAAGUACACAGGGGAAGUGACCUGGAUACCUCCAGCCAUCUUUAAGAGCUCAUGCAAAAUCGACGUGACCUACUUUCCAUUUGAUUACCAAAAUUGCACCAUGAAGUUCGGUUCCUGGUCCUACGACAAAGCGAAGAUUGACCUGGUCCUGAUCGGCUCCUCCAUGAACCUCAAGGACUACUGGGAGAGUGGUGAGUGGGCCAUCAUCAAAGCCCCAGGCUACAAACAUGACAUCAAGUACAACUGCUGCGAGGAGAUCUACCCAGACAUCACGUACUCGCUGUACAUCCGGCGCUUGCCCUUGUUCUAUACCAUCAACCUCAUCAUCCCCUGCCUGCUCAUCUCCUUCCUGACCGUGCUCGUCUUCUACCUGCCCUCCGACUGCGGUGAGAAGGUGACCCUCUGCAUCUCAGUCCUGCUCUCCUUGACCGUGUUUCUCCUGGUGAUCACUGAGACGAUCCCAUCCACCUCGCUGGUAAUUCCCCUGAUCGGUGAGUACCUCCUGUUCACCAUGAUUUUUGUAACCUUGUCCAUCGUCAUCACUGUCUUUGUCCUCAACGUGCACUACAGAACCCCGACCACGCACACGAUGCCCACGUGGGUGAAGACCAUAUUCUUGAACUUGCUUCCCAGGGUCAUGUUCAUGACCAGGCCAGCAAGCAACGAGGGCAGCUCUCAGAAGCCAAGACCCUUCUACAGUGCUGAGCUCUCAAAUCUGAAUUGCUUCAGCCGCCCAGAGUCCAAAGGCUGCAAGGAAGGCCAUCCCUGCCAGGACGGGAUGUGCGGCUACUGUCACCACCGCAGGAUAAAAAUCUCAAAUUUCAGUGCCAACCUCACGAGAAGCUCCAGUUCUGAAUCUGUUGAUGCUGUGCUGCCCCUCUCUGCUUUGUCACCAGAAAUCAAAGAAGCUAUCCAAAGUGUCAAGUAUAUUGCUGAAAAUAUGAAAGCACAAAAUGAAGCCAAAGAGAUUCAAGACGAUUGGAAGUAUGUUGCCAUGGUGAUUGAUCGUAUUUUUCUGUGGGUUUUCAUACUGGUGUGCAUAUUAGGGACAGCAGGAUUGUUUCUGCAACCCUUGAUGGCAAGGGAUGAUGCAUGAGCACUAACCUGUGUGUUUGCCUGAGGCUUACUUGUGUGUGUGCAUGGGGAGGGGCUCUUUUUUUUAAUUUUAUUUUUUAUUGUGGUAAAAUACACAACAUAAAAUUCACCAUCUUAACCAUUUUUAAGUGCACAGUUCAGUGGUAUUAAAUACAUUCACAUUGUUGUGCAACCAUCAUCACCAUUCAUCCCCAUAACUCUUUUCAUCUUGUAAAACUGAAAAUCUAUACCCAUUAAACAAUAACUCCCCAUUCUCCCCACAACCUAGCCCCUGGCAACCACCAUUAUACUUUCUGUCUUUAUGAUAUUGACUACUCAAAGUACUGCAUAUAAGUGGAAUCAUA